Messenger RNA from Melanotaenia boesemani (Boeseman's rainbowfish), 9975 nucleotides. RefSeq names its product SET domain containing 2, histone lysine methyltransferase (gene setd2). The record is from RefSeq and is a predicted model, not a curated record. Gene Ontology annotation, molecular function: histone H3K36 methyltransferase activity; protein binding. NCBI's taxonomy places the organism in Eukaryota, Metazoa, Chordata, Actinopteri, Atheriniformes, Melanotaeniidae. The coding region runs from base 456 to 8423 and encodes 2655 amino acids. The transcript is spliced from 22 exons. Gene Ontology annotation, biological process: regulation of DNA-templated transcription. Gene Ontology annotation, cellular component: chromosome; nucleus.
GCCAGGGGCACACUGGAGAUCAGUGUUUUUAAAAUAUUUAAAACAUAUUAUGUGCUCAGGCCUAUAACUGACUGAUUGACCAAACGAUUCAUUCUGCUUGUUUGUGGUGAGGUUUUGGGUCAUUCACCUCGCCAUAAACUCUUGAUCAACUAUGUGAGCACAUGCUAGCUCGGUUGCACCAACAUCAACCAUGCUGAAGCUGGGGCGCAGCAGCAGCGCUGGAGUCACUGAGCCGACGAUCAUUUCAGACAGCUCCGUAUGGAUUUGACGUCGGCAUACGUUGAUGCUUGAUGUUUUACAAGGGGCCGUUAAGCGAUUAUUUCGAGGAUGGGGGAACCCUGUGACCUUAAACACUUCGUAAAGUGUGGCGUCACUAUGGAUGGGUCAUUUCUCUGAUUGGGAUUAUUCUUGGCCAGCAGCCUCUUCAGGCCUACUAAUCCUAGACGAGUUUCUCAAUGGACACACUGCUCAAGUCAGAGAUCAGAGAGGAAGGGAGUGGUGCUUCGGUAAAGGUCGAGGGCCUAUCAAAGUCAGCUCUAAUAAAAAGCUUGUCUCCCAGAGUCAUUUUGUCCAACCAUCUCUUGCCAAAAGGGACCAAGAUGAGGGUCAACCUUGAAGAUCAGGGUCGUCAGAAAGUGUCCUUCAGCUUCUCGCAAACAAAGAAACCUCUACAAAGUCCAUUCUUCAUCCCUUCCAGUCCUGAUAAGUCAGUCGCAGAACCUCAUGCUGCCUUGUCACAGUCAACCUUGGACAAAGCGGGAAAGAAUACAGAAGGCAAAACUGAGCAAAAGCUGACACCCUUGGUGCCAAUAUCCAGAGCAGAGACACUCUCUCAAACAUCUGUCUCAUCCUCCACUAGAUUAAAAACAAACUCAUUAAAGAUGCAUUUCAAAAAGCAAAUUUUGAAUGUAUCUGUGCACGAAAAGAAGCCGUCUGUUACAACAGAAGACCCGCACCCCUCUGAACUUGAUGUUUUGACAAAAUCAGCAAAUAACAGUGAAGCUGAAUUCCCAGAGCCUCAGCUUCAGAAUGCCUCUGAAAUGUUUUCCUCUGAAAAUGAUCUCACUGAAGCCUUGGAAACAAGGGAAGAUUCCAGCCUCAAAAAGCCAGAUGCUUCCUCAGGAAAAGAUGGCGAUAGUUCCAGCAGUACUGAUCGGGAUAAUGGAUACAAAAGGAAAACCAGGUCACAAUCGGAUGGUGCUCCCCCAUGCUCAGAAUCUGAUGGUGAUUUAGCCCACACGUCUUCCAGUCACAAAUCAGCUGAUUCAAGAAGUAAAACAAGCUUUGAAAGCAGAAGCAGAGAAGUUAAAAAAUCUUCCUCUGGGUCACAUGUAGGGGAGAGGGAAAGAAGCUCCUCUAAGCGGUCAGAGAUCCAUGAAAGGUCGUCCAGUUAUUCCAAAUCAGACCGCGAUUCUAGAACCACAUCCUCACGCUCAUCUCGAUCAGACAAGGAUCGCAGAAGGUCCAGGUCUAGAUCACGAUCUAGAUCAAGAGGGUCAAGAACAAGUUCAUCACACUCCAGAUCAGAGAGAUCCCGAGGUGACAGAGGAUCUCGCUCUGAUCGAUCAUACUAUCAUGAAUCUGAUCGACGAUCACACAGGAGUUCUCCACGCAGGGAAAGAAGACGUUCUCGUUCUCGCACAGACAGACCUCGGGAUAGUUCUGACUCUGAAGAAGAUCAUAGGAAAACGAGGACGAGGGCAAGUGACUCCAGCAGGUCAUGCAACUAUUCAAGCUCGUAUCGAGAGUCAAAAUCUUCUUCGUAUUCAAAAUCUGAGAAAGGCUCUAAAUCUGUAGAUUCUUCUCACUCUUCAGAGUUUGAGAAAAGAACACAAUCGUCAAAAUCUGAAAGGACUUCAAAGCGAUCAUCAGACUCGGAUUCCCAGCACAAACGCUCCCCUGAUGCAGACUCUAGUUACCGUAAAUCUAGCAGUCAUCACAAGUCAGAGACCAACAGUAAAUCCUCUUCUUCCAGUAUUCUUACCCCGUCUCAAACACAUGGCAAACACCAAAAAAUCAGCUCCAGUGAUUCUGAGGCAGAUCAUAAAGGUAAAUCACAACCUUCUGAGAAAAGCGAUGGCCCUGUGGAGAACUAUAAAGACUCUCAAAAGAAAACAGAUAGGGCAGAGUCAAAACAGAUAACACCUUCUAGAUCUUCUGUGAAAUCACCUGGACAUGAUAGACAAUCAAAUGACAUAUUUUACAAUCCUGACACAGCACCAUCAUGUGCAACCACAGUAGAAUCUUGUCCUCAGAGUGAAAAAGAAAAAUCUGAUUCACAACAAGGUGGAUAUGAACACGGUAAUCUGGAUGUUAAAGAGGGAGCCUCAUCUACUUAUAAGACUGUGCAAGAAUCUUCAUCGAAGACAGAGCAAGAAGGAGAAUCUGGAUUUGAAAUGGAAAAUGAUGUUAAUGCCCCGGUUAUAACUACAAGUGAAAGCAUGAAGGAUAAUAGCAUCACUCUUGAAAACAAUGUGCAGAAUAGCCUAUCCUCUGAUAAUCAGUCACAUGUGAACUUAGACGAAGCUGCCACAAUUUCAUGCAAAAGUGACGAGAGUCUAACGUGCAAACAGGAAGAGAAAGUCUCUGAUCGUUCGCCUUCACCAAAGUCCUCUCUUGAUACGGACGAUGCAGCAGUCACACACUAUGUACAGCCAAACACUAAACCAGAGAUUGUUGAGCCUGAUAAAGUUUUCAGUGUUGAAAACCAGCCUGACUCAAGUGUGCCACUCACAUCUGAUCUGACAUGUCUUGAAUCUGAAAAUCAACUUGUGCUAGGACAGCAAACUCCAGAUACUGUUAAAAAAAGUGGCUGCACUACUAGAAAGUCGCGGUGGGAUAUCGUCGGGCAGGACGCCUCAGACAGUGAUAAUGCACACAGAGCAGUUUGUGCAGAGAAUAAGCCUAGUGUGAAAAAAGUGAUAUCUGUCAAGAAAAUUGAGUUUGCUAAAGACAGCAUCCAACAAGGAACUGACGGUAAAGAUUGUAUCUGGCAUGAAGCUGCUACACAUUCCAAACCAGUUCAGCAGACUGAACCCGCCAAGCAGGACAUCUUUUCAGACAUCUUAUUCAUGACCCGUACGUACAAUGACCAAAGUGAACCAUCACAAGCGAGCACCAGCAUUGACCACUGUGACUUAGCACUUACUGCUUUGCAAAAAUCUAACACAGAUGAGCCUGUGUGCAGAGAUGAAAUGCCUCAAAUUAAGUCAGCUGCAGAGACACAAAAUCAGAGUUUUGAUAACAGCAAACAUAAAUCCAUGGAGAGCUGUUUGACUAAAAGAACACCAGUCAGUCAGGGUGAAUUAGGAGGACAAAGUGAAGCCAGCGACAGUGACAACUCUGAGUAUGACUCUGAUUGCGACAAGGCUAUGAAACAGUUGCAUUCUGUUGUAGUCGUGCCAAAAAAUUCUUCUGUGACAAAAGCUCCAGAUGACAGGGACACUUCUCCGUGCAGACCUGCUAAUAUUUCAGAACUGCCCAACGCCCAUACAACAGCUGGAGUGAAUAUCCAUGAAGUCCCAAAUCAAGUCCGUUUACAGCUAAUACAACCCACAACAAGGCCCAGUGUAAAUGACUCACUCAAUAUCCAUGUGGUGUGUCAGUCCCAGAGCAAUAUGAUUGAUAGCACCAGUCACUCAGAGGGUUCCAGCUCCAUCAGUGCCCAGCCUUUUGUGGCUGAUCAUCUCAGCACCCAUGGAAGUGCAACAGAUUCGAUACUCGAUAACUCCAGUCAGUGUGAGAAAGGGCUCAAACAACAUGAGAUAAGCAGCCAAAAUGAACAGAUCUACUCGCAUUACCAACAUCAUGAUUUCUCCACUGUGGAUAAUAUCAACAACAAGAGCGGAUUCAGCCUGGGCUGGGAUUUUUCUCAAAUAGAACAGCCUACUAGUACAUGCCAGCAGCCUGAUAGCAGUCACGGGCCACAGUUAGCAAACACUAUACAAACUGGAGCCAUUUUGAAGGCCCAAGAGCACAGACAAAAUCUUGCCUUCUGCACAAACCAGUUCCCAAACAUACAGACUAGCGCAAAGCCUUACCUCCAUGAUCAUGAACAUUAUCAUGAAACUCCCAGUCAAAUCCACCCUGACUCUCUUACUAAUGACCAUGAUGACUAUAGUGGGGAUAAAUCCUCUAGUCUUAGUAAAACAGCUGAUGAAUGCAGUGUGCUGAACAUUCCGGGUUCAUCAAGCUUUGUGCAAGGUUAUGAAAUAAGCAGUAACAGCAGGGGCUCUGUCGUACCUGACCCCCCUAGAGAGGAAAGUUUUAGACCCCACAGAGGAAGAGGUCCACCCAAGAAAAGGCGCCCAGAAAUCGAGUCGGACUCAGAUAACGAGGCUGAAGCUGGACCUUCAAGCAAAAAGGACCGCCAAGGGGAUGCUGAUGUUUCUAAGGAAGCUUUUGUAAAAGCUGAGGUGCACCGACCUUCAUACACUCUGCGGGACUUUCAAGAUGCCUCCAGAUGGAAAGAGCAGGCCAAGUCUAAAAAGAUGCCCCCUUACUUUGACUUGAUUGAGGAAAACCUGUACUUGACUGAGAGAAAGAAAAGCAAAUCUCAUCGAGAUAUCAAGAGGAUGCAGUGUGAGUGCCCAGUGCUGCCUAGAGAGGACCGUGCACGGGGAGUGUUAGCCUGCGGGGAAGACUGUUUGAAUAGACUGCUAAUGAUUGAAUGCUCAUCACGGUGCUUGAAUGGAGCGUACUGCUCUAACCGUCGCUUUCAAAUGAAACAGCACGCAGACUUCGAGGUUAUCCUUACAGAAGACAAAGGCUGGGGACUUCGAGCAGCUAAAGACUUGGCAUCAAACACAUUUGUCCUGGAAUACUGCGGUGAGGUGUUGGACCACAAAGAGUUCAAAACAAGGGUUAAAGAAUACGCUCGCAAUAAAAACAUUCACUACUAUUUCAUGUCUCUAAGGAAUAACGAAAUUAUUGAUGCAACACUGAAGGGUAAUUGCUCUCGGUUCAUGAACCACAGCUGUGAACCAAACUGUGAAACCCAAAAGUGGACUGUUAAUGGCCAGCUUCGAGUUGGGUUUUUCACCACCAAGGCUGUCACUGCUGGAACUGAACUGACAUUUGACUACCAGUUUCAGAGAUAUGGGAAAGAAGCACAGAAAUGCUUCUGUGGGGCAACCAGCUGCAGAGGCUUCCUGGGUGGAGAGAACAGAGUUAGUGUUCGAGCAGCUGGAGGGAAGAUGAAGAAAGACCGCAGUCGAAAGAGUGCUCUCACCACGGUGGAUGAGGAGCUGGAAGCAUUACUGGAAAAUGGAGAAGGCCUGUAUGAUGAGAAACAGGUGGUGUCUCUCUGCAGACUUAUGGUCCGGGUGGAAACCAUGGAGCAGAAACUCAUCUGUCUCAAGCUCAUACAAGAUACUCAGAAUCCAUCUUGCCUGAAGCAGUUCCUAGACCAUCAUGGAUUAUCUUUGUUAUGGAUCUUCAUGGUGGAGCUUUCUGAAGCUAAAGGCAACAGUGCCAAUAACAUCAAAUUGCAGUUAGAGAUUAUGAAGACCCUGGCUGUACUUCCCAUUUCAACAAAGAACAUGCUGGAGGAAAGCAGAGUCCUGACCUUCAUUCAGCGAUGGGCUCAAACAAAAACCCUCCCCCAGCAGGCUGAGAUGGACGGCUACUCCAGUGAGAACACCUCCCGUGCCCAAACUCCACUAAACACUCCUGAUGGUUCCUCCAACAAACUGGGACCAGAACUGGAUGGUGACACCUCCAAACCUGCUGUUUACAGACGUCUUAAAAUCAUCAGUGAAAACAGUCUGGAUAGCGCUCUCUCUGAUGCUAGCAAAGCAUCUGAUGGGAAGGAGGAGGAGGAGGAGGAGGAUGAAGAAGACGAUGAAAAUUCGCAUGCAGAUCCUUCUGAUGGAAAGCAGCUAAAGCAAGAGCCUUUGGGCGAAGUUGCUGAUCCAGUGAAAGAAUCUGUAAGUGAGUCUUUGAAAGAAGUCGUAGAAGAGAAACAUGAAGAGGAGGCGAUGAGUUCAAGCGCUCAGCUGCAACCUGAAAAUGAGGCUGUGAAAGACAAAAAUGAGUGUGAUGUUGAAAGGAAGGAUUCAGACCUGAAAGAGGGCACAGGUGAAGGUCAGAUAGAUACACUAUCUGAACUUCAGAUAGAGUCACAAGUUCCUGUUGAUGAACAGGAGAGUGCAGAGAACCAGACUGGCCAGAUGGUGUCGGAAAAAGCUGAAUUGGAAGGAGACCAGCCCACUGAUAAAGUUAAUGAGCCAGAAAGCCAACCCAGCCAAACAGAUGUUGCUGAUCUUCCUAGUGAGCAACCUUCAGAAAAUAUGGAGGUAAAAGAAGAAGCACAGGAGACUGAGAAACCUCCUACAAGCAGUGAGCCCCACUCUGGUGAAUCUACCACUGAUGCCCCCCUGACCUCUGAGACACCAGAAGCCGCUGCGUCCUCUGAGGUCACAGCAGUGCCCGUCGAGCCAUCAGUGAUGGGGACUCCUUCUCAGGAUGAAGAGGAAGGUGUCUCAGAUGUGGAGAGUGAGAGAAGUCAGGAGCCCCAACUGAAUGUUUUGGACAUAAGUGGCAUGGCUGCCAGACUUCUGGAAAGCUGGAAAGAUUUGAAGGAGGUGUACAGGAUACCAAAGAAGAGUCAAGUAGAAAAAGAAACAAGAGAUCGCAGCCGAGAUCGAGACACAGCUUUGACACCACGCACCACUUCUGGCAGUCGAGAACGAGAGCGAGAGAAGCAGAGAGACCGAGAUUAUGACCGAGAUUAUGACCGAGACAGGGAUCGAGACUGGGACAGGGAAAGAGACCGAGAUCGGGAUCGAGAUCGGGAUCGAGAUCGGGAUCGUGACCGUGACCGUGACCGGGAUCGGGAUCGGGAUCGUGACCGGGAUCGGGAUCGGGAUCGGGACAGAGUCUCAGACAAAACUUCUCGCAGCUCGGAGCGUCGGAGAAGACGCUCCCUGUCUCCACCACCCUCAUCCUAUGAGAGGAGCAGCCGACGCACUGAGGAACGGUUUGACCCAUCAAACAGCAAGACUCCAAGAGGAGCUGCUGGAAAGGAGCGCAACAAGCUGACAACAGAGGAGCGUAGAAAGUUGUUUGAACAGGAAGUUGCUCAGAGGGAAGCCCAGAAGCAACAGCAACUUCAACAACAGCAGCAGCAGCAACUCCAGACUAUGGCUUAUGACCCGACCCUGGCCUACGCCUCUAGCCCUAGCUUCAUCACCUAUCCUCCUGGAUAUCCCAUCCAGACUUUUGUGGAUCCUUCCAACCCCAAUGCCGGCAAAGUCCUUCUUCCUACCCCUGCCGUUGAGCCCACCAUCAGCUAUGAACAAACUCCUCCUCAGCGCCUUAUCUCAGACUUGGGCCUGCCGUCUCCACCCUCCACAUCCCAAACCACUCCAGCAUCUAAUCUUUCUCAGCACAUCACCACCACUAACCUCACCACUGGCAACCCCCAGCAGUAUGCCCAGCCAACUGUAGCAACCCAGGAUGCAGGAGUAGCUGUCCUCUCUGUGCCGGCCCAAUCAGCCCCCCAGGUACAGGGCCAGCAGAGCUACACCACUCUCUGGGAUCCAGCAACCCAGCAGGCAGUGACGGUGCAGACGCAGCCUGCACAACAGUAUCCCACAGCUCCAGGACAGGCUCAGACACAGACUGCCAUCUAUUACCAAGGUCAGCCUUGUCAGACCAUCUACAGCAUCCCCACUGCCUACCCUCAGGCCAGCACUCCUGUCAUACAGGCAUACACCGAACCAGCAGCCAGCUACCUGCAUGGCCAGCCUGUGUAUCCUGGUCAUCAACAGGGAGUGGUAGUGCAGCAGGGAGGCACAGUAACAACCAUCGUCACUUCCCAAACUGUCCAGCAGGAAAUGAUUGUACCCAACAAUGUGAUAGACCUGCCUCCUCCCUCUCCCCCUAAACCCAAAACCAUUGUCCUACCUCCUAACUGGAAAGUGGCCCGGGACCCUGAAGGAAAAAUCUACUACUACCAUAUUGUCACAAGGCAAACCCAGUGGGACCCACCCACCUGGGAAGGAAGCAGUGACAACACUAGUGUAGACCAUGAAUCUGAGAUGGACCUGGGAACACCUACCUAUGAUGAGAAUCCUUCCAAGUUCUCUACAAAAACAGCCGAAGCAGAUACUUCCAGUGAACUGGCUAAAAAGAGUAAAGAGACAUUUCGGAAAGAGAUGUCCCAGUUCAUAGUGCAAUGUCUAAAUCCUUAUCGGAAGCCAGACUGCAAAUCGGGACGCAUCAGCAACACAGAAGAUUUCAAACACCUGGCUAGAAAGCUAACUCAUGGUGUUAUGAAUAAGGAGUUGAAAGCUUGCAAAAACCCUGAGGACCUCGAGUGCAACGAGAAUGUGAAGCACAAGACCAAGGAGUACAUCAAAAAGUACAUGCAGAGAUUUGGUUCUGUGUACAGACCCAAGGAGGACACCGAGGUGUACUGACCUGUUGCCUCUGCGCUCACACAGGAGAAGCACAGAUUUGCCUUUCCAUUCACUCCUUCACAUUUGAUCUGGCCAGCCUGAACAGUGAAGUAGUUUCUUUAUUUUUUGUUUUUUUGUAUUUAUGGCUAAGAAUUGCACUGCUGCAUAAAGAAGCUCUCCAGGCCUCGUGGAUUGCAUGGGAAGCCCAGCAGCCCGAGUGUUGCUGAACAACCCAAGACUCCAGCUGCAGUGUUUGCGAAGGAUGACACUGAGGGGUGCUAUAGUUCUCGCAGACUGUUUCAAUUUUAGAUUUCUUUUUUCCUCUCAUUUGGGCUCUUAAAUGUUCCUGAGAUGAUCACCUCUAUUCCAGUUUUUAAACUUACGUAGCCCUGAAUGAGGAUUAUUUAAAAAUAAUUCACUCGAUGUUUGUUUCCACUGUUAAAAAUGGAUCAAUGACAGAACAGGCCAGUCGCAACUCCUCCUUGACAGCCUCCUUUUUCCUGUGCACGUGUCAGCCCCUUUCCACUGACUCGGAAUCUGGUGCUGCUUUUAACUGGGCUGUGGAGGUCCAAGCUUCCACUCCUCAAACCCAGCCUUCAUCACAAGACUUUGGAGUGUCUUUUGUUUUAUGAAUGCAUGUUGCCGGCUGAGGCGUGUGUGGUUUCCUUAUGGAAAUUCCUACAUUUUUCAUGUUUUUUGCUUAAAGUAAUGUGCCCUCACUGGGAAAAACUUUUAUGCUGAGGGAUCAGCAAAUAACAAGCAGGUUGGAAUAGGGGUUAGUGGUCAAUGAUUUCUUGUCUUUUAUCAAUUAACAAGAGCAGGGUUUAAAUCCAUUCUGUGAUGUGCUAUUUAGCUAUGUAUCCGUUUUUCCCCUCCAUUUCUUAUCCAGAUCUUUUUUACACAGUGGUGAUACUGAAAAUGAAGGUUGUAGCAUUGCAGUUUUAACAGUUGCUAAAAAAAAAACACAAACGUCCGCUCUGAGUCUUUUUACCACAGUUACCUUUAGUUAGACAUUAACACUUGGGAUGGUCAGCCUUGCUCCACAAACUGUCCCUUAUUAAUUUCCAGGGGUUUUACAGUUGACAGUAAAGGUUGUCUCUUUAGCAUUAGGUCAACAUUUUCUCUCAGCCCAUUAAAUUGCAUUAAAUAAAGUUCCAACACAUGUAUAUUGCUUUAUAUGUGAAUAUAUUGAAUAAUAGUUUUGGGAAUGUUUAAAUAAGCAGACACUUUGUAAAAGGACUAUCAUUUCAUGGUUGAAAGUGUAAAUAAUGUGUAAAAUUACUAAAACUGUAUGCAGGAGAGAAGGGUCACCACCCAUCCUCACCAGCUCCGUUCUCCUGAUGCAGUUCCCACAGUCUGUCAAACUCAAAGCCCUCUUAUUUUAUUUCAGUGUCUGGGGGAGAUAUUAAAGUUUUUUUUGUUUUGUUUUUUUCUUAUUAUUGGUGGUGUUUUUUAUUAUUAUUUUUCUAUGUAAAAAGUUCCACCCUACUUUACUGUAAGUAUUGUGUAAGCACAUUGUCAUACCGAGUGUACAAACAUUUUAAAAGAUAAUAAACUGUUUUUUGUAAAAUCA